AAUAAUGACRGGGAAAGAGAACAAGAAGACCAAAAUCCAGUCUACCGCGUCGUGGGGGCUGAUCGAAAAGACAGUGGCCAUCCAAGGGACGUAGAGAAUCAUGAAGUGCAGAAUGAACGACGAGGCCAUAGCCAGCAACAAGUACGGGUUGACCCAUGGGGGGAUAGUCAGCAAUGAUCCGUCUUCAGAAACGGCAUUGAGAGCAUUGAACAUCUCGAUUGUCACUAGAACACUCAACGAGAGAGUACUGGCCUUCAUCUUGCCCUUGGUAAAGUAAGAGCAAGGAUCAGUGCUAAAGUCCUCAAUGAGGCCAUUCCCAGUGUUAUCGAAGUCGUUGACGGAAAAUCCUUCGAAGAUGGUCCCGACGGCUUCUUCACCGGUGCGGCAGUGUCCCCAACGUGUUAACUGGUCGUAACUGACCAUAGAAUGUCCGUCGUAGCUGCUUCCGAGUAAUUCCAUGAUGGAAGGUCCCAACCAGUUGACAAAUCCCUCGUAUUCAGUGUACCAAAAGACAAAGAUUCCAACCGUUGCAAAUCCAACGUACAAGCCAAUCACCAUGUAUCGGAAGAAUACCCAAUUCGUAAUGAGAGAAUCGUCCUUUCCACGGGGUGGCUUGAGCAUGACGUCCGGGUCAGGGGGGUUGAAUCCAAGAGCGGUAGCKGGAGGACCGUCUGUCACAAGGUUAACCCAAAGAAGCUGAACAGGAAUGAGUCCCUCGGGACAUCCAAUGGUCGAUGUCAAAAAGAUAGAAACAACCUCUCCAAUGUUGGAAGAAAUCAUGUACCGAAUGAAUGCCUUCAUGUUGGAAUAGAUGGAUCUGCCCUCUUCGACCGCUGAAACAAUUGUGGCAAAGUUGUCGUCGGCCAAAAUCAUAUCAGAAGCCUCCUUGGCGACCUCCGUUCCAGCGAUUCCCAUGGCAAUACCGAUGGAGGCCUGCUUGAGGGCUGGUGCAUCAUUGACUCCAUCCCCGGUCAUUGCAGGAACUUCUCCGCAMGAUCGAAGAAGCUUGACCAGUAAUUGCUUGUCUCGGGGUUCCGUUCGGGAGAACACUCUGGAGCCACCUCCGUGCAUAAUCAAGUGCGCACGCUGGUCGUCACUGAUCGAACCGUGGAAGAAUUCGGCACCCGUGAACGAUUUGCCGGUGACUUUUUCGUCGUGUUCAAAGAUUCCGACCUCGCGGGCAAUGGCUUCGGCGGUAGUCUUGUUGUCUCCCGUAAUCAUGAUCACCCGGAUUCCGGCGUCCUGGCAACGCUGAAUGGCCGAUCGAACUUCGGGACGGGGUGGAUCCUUGAUGCCGGUCAAUCCCACAAAGGUCAAUCCGGAUUCGAUUUGAGCGUACUCGUCGAGGUUCAAGAGCUGAGAAGGCAAUUGCUCCUUUGGAGGCAUGUUGGUCUUGAUGGCCAUACCGAGAACACGAAGCGGUCUCUUGGACAUGUCUGUGACGCGAUCUGCCAAGGUCUGUCGAUCCUUGGCCGACAUAGGUUGAACAGAUCCAUCGGGGCGCAUGAUGCUGGUGCAUCGCUCCAAUAGAAGCUCGCCGGCUCCCUUGACGAACAAAACACGGUCUCCCGUCGYCUUGUUCUUGCACAGGACGGACAUCGACUUGCGGUCUCUGCUGAAUUCGAGAGUGGCUUCCUUGUCGAACUGUCCCUGGAAAGACUUUCCGAAGUAAUCGGCGACUUCGACCUCGUUGGAAGGGGCGGAUUGACCAGGAAGGCCCAUCUUCUCCACUAGGCACUUGAGUGCGGCUUCGGUGGGUUCUCCGACGCGAACGUACUUUCCUUCCGAGUAACGAAUGACCGCUUCGUUACAGAGACUGCAAACGUUGGCCAUUUGCUCCAAGUU
Messenger RNA from Pseudo-nitzschia multistriata, 1845 nucleotides. The record is from the annotation of a GenBank genome assembly. NCBI's taxonomy places the organism in Eukaryota, Bacillariophyta, Bacillariophyceae, Bacillariales, Bacillariaceae.